AUGGAUUCAUCAAAUGUUAAGGUGGUGGUUCGAGUCCGGCCUCUACUACCCAGAGAGGAAGAUAAACCCUUGGUGCUGAUGCCAGAAGAAGAGCCAGGAACAACUAUUCUCACAGUGCCUGAUGGGAAACCACCUAAGAAAUAUGUCUUUGAUGAUUCCAUCUGGUCGUACAAUCCUCUGGAUUCGAACUACGUCGAUAAUGCUGGUUUUUACAGGAAGUCGGGCCCGCAGCUUAUAACCCAUUUCUUCCAAGGAUACAAUGUAUGCCUUCUUGCAUACGGGCAGACUGGGUCUGGGAAAACAUUCACCAUGAUAGGUGACAAGACGAACCCGGGGAUUAUCCCGCUCAUGAUCAAGGAUGUGAUGAGACAUAAGGAAUCCUUGGUGGACCAGAAAAUAGACUGCGAGAUUCUAUUCUCGUACGUGGAGAUCUACAAUGAAAAAGUGAAGGACUUGUUGGACAAUUCCAAACAGUGUCGUGUGAGAGAACACCCAGAAACUGGCCCAUACGUGGAAAAUCUGACUUUGGUACCAUUGAAUUCUUUCGAAGAGUUCUCCACGUACUUGAAUAAAGGAAACAAAAACAGAAUGGUGGCCAGCACAAAAAUGAAUGAAGCCAGUUCACGGUCGCACGCGGUGAUUACAUUCACAUUGAAGCAAAUCCGGUUUGACAAUGAAGAGGGGAGUUCUGCAGUGGGUGAGCCAGUGGAAGAAAUGGUCUCGAACAUUAAGCUUGUGGACUUGGCUGGGUCAGAAAGAUUGUCUAGAACACAGAUGUUUGGCCAAUCCGAGCGAAUAAAAGAAGGAAGCCAGAUCAACAAAUCCUUGACGGUACUAGGCCGCUGUAUCAAUAUACUAGCACAAGGCUCGCGUCUGGUUAUCCCAUUUCGAGACUCUACGUUGACAUAUUUGCUUCGGGAAAAUCUCGCCGGCAACUCCAAAACUGCAAUGGUAUUUUGCAUAUCACCGUGUGAUUUCGAGGAAACACACCAAACGCUCAAUUAUGCCAGUCAGGUGAAGAAAAUCAAAACUAAGGCCAAGGCUAACGAAUCCACAUUGUUAUCAGCUCCUAUAGAUUGGGAAAAGCUUCAAAAUAUGGAGAAGUCAGUCAUUGACACUUUGAAAGAACAAAUCCAACAGCUUACUACAGAACUAAGUGACCUAAAGGCAGGUGCGUCGCAGGAACCUGUGGAAUCAUUGAUCAAAUUUCUCGAACGAGAGAGAGAAAAACAAUCUUUUGAAGUCAAGUACUUGAAGUCUGUUGUCUCUAGUCAACAAUCUCGUAUGGACGAACUCCAGGCUCAGAAUCUGUAUUUACACCAAGAACUUUCUGGCAAUAUAAGAGAUCGCAUACAGUGCGAUAGCGAUAUUCUCCAGAAUGAGUUACGACGCCAACGCGACGAUUGUGCCCUCCACUGGGCAGAAAUUAAACAGCUUCUAAGGGAAUUGGACCCUUCUCAUCUUCAGAUUACCUAA
Molecule: messenger RNA, 1476 nt
Organism: Clavispora lusitaniae ATCC 42720
Lineage: Eukaryota; Fungi; Ascomycota; Pichiomycetes; Serinales; Metschnikowiaceae
Biological process (GO): microtubule-based movement; cytoskeleton-dependent intracellular transport
Cellular component (GO): kinesin complex; microtubule
Molecular function (GO): microtubule binding; ATP binding; microtubule motor activity
Source: RefSeq, a predicted model, not a curated record